CAGUCUAUGCAAGAUAUGCAGAUAAUGGGAGGAGAUGAUCUUUCAAAGCUGACUGGGAAGAAUGUUCUAAUUGUGGAGGAUAUUGUUGGAACUGGAAGGACUAUGAAAGUUCUGCUUAAUAAUAUAGAAAAAUACAAGCCAAAAAUGAUUAAAGUGGCAAGUUUGUUGGUGAAAAGAACAUCUCGGCCUGAUGGGUACAGACCAGAUUAUUACGGAUUUGAAAUUCCAGAUUUAUUUGUGGUAGGUUAUGCCUUAGACUACAAUGAAUACUUCAGAGAUCUAAACCACAUAUGUGUUAUCAAUGAUCAUGGCAAAGAAAAGUACAGAGUCUGAAGCAGUUAACGUCCUCACCCGAAGACUUGUAAGCUCAGUGAAGCAGAAGUUUGACUACACUCCCUCAAGCGUCUCCCAGAAGAACAGUUCACCUGACUUGUGUUUCUUUCAACUCAGUAUAAUAAGGAAUUUACUCUAGAGGUACUAAUUAAUAUUCACAGAAGUGAGAGCUCCGACCUAAAAUGUGAAGUUGAGGGCUUUUAAAGUUAUUACCUUUUUUAAGUAUUAAAAUUACUGCAUAAGAUGCCUUUUGACUAAUAAUUUAUCUGCCUCAAGCCUCAUUGUGCAUCUUUUCUUCACUCAGUCUGUCAUUCUGCCCAUUUUAAUUCAUGUACUUCAC
Messenger RNA from Tauraco erythrolophus (red-crested turaco), 673 nucleotides. NCBI's taxonomy places the organism in Eukaryota, Metazoa, Chordata, Aves, Musophagiformes, Musophagidae. The record is from RefSeq and is a predicted model, not a curated record.